AUGCCCGGUUCUACUACCAUCACACCAACCACCCCAUGCGGCACGGAAACAGUGAUCAUUGCAACUUGCACUGAAGCUACUACGACCAUUACGACUUCGGGGACUAUGCCCGGCUCUACUACCAUUACGCCAACCACCCCAUGUGGCACGGAAACAGUCAUCAUCGCUACCUGCACCGAAGCUACUACAACCAUCACGACUUUGGGAACUAAGUCCGGUUCUACUACCAUUACGCCAACCACCCCGUGCGGAACGGAAACAGUGGUCAUCACAACCUGUGCCAAGCCCGUUCCAACCGGUCACCACUGGAAUUCCGGCUGGUAG
This is a messenger RNA of Penicillium cinerascens, 324 nucleotides long. RefSeq lists its product as uncharacterized. Lineage: Eukaryota; Fungi; Ascomycota; Eurotiomycetes; Eurotiales; Aspergillaceae. The record is from RefSeq and is a predicted model, not a curated record. Bases 1 to 324 code for a protein of 107 amino acids. The transcript has a single exon.